AUGGUUUGCCUUGAUUCAGAACACGAAUUGAAGAAACCAUGGAUCGAAACACCUUUGAUUGAGUCAAUAGCACUCUCAAAGGCCGCUGGAUGGGGCAUUGGAAACUUGAUCCUCACAUCCCUCUCUGAUCCAUUGAAUAUUGGCAGAACCCUGCAUUUCUUCUGCUCCUCAGCAGGUAAUGCAGGGCUUGCAGCUGUUAUAGCCGCUCGGGAUCUCGGCUGUUCUUGUACUGUUGUUGUACCCACUACUGCAGAGCCCAUGAUGAUCAAAAAAUUAUAUGCUGCGGGGGCUUCGGAUGUUCUUCGACAUGGGGCCAGCUGGUUUGAAGCCGACACGUUCCUAAGAGAAACCUUUAUUGAAAAUGAAGACAGCAAGUCUGAUUCCAUUACCAGGAAUAUCUACGUCCCACCAUUCGAUCACCGUGAUAUCUGGCGAGGCGCAGGGACUCUGGUUGAUGAGUUAGUCAAGCAACUACCCCCAAGACACUGCAAUGAAACUGCUAGCUCUUGCUCAUUCCCAGCAGAUGCAAUCGUUUGCAGCGUUGGCGGGGGUGGUCUUUUGAACGGGAUUGUUGACGGCCUUGAAAGGCAUUUACCUCUUUAUCAACCGACGGUGAAGAAUGUUCAGAUCAUCGCUGUUGAAACAGCUGGAGCGGAUUCGCUGGCGCACUCACUAAGCAAGGGUUCCUGGAAAUCUCUAUCUGCAAUUACAUCAAAGGCAAUCACUCUGGGGGCACUCCGUGUGGCUCAACAGACGUUUAAAAACGCACACUCUCCUCCACCGGGUAUCAAAGUCACCAGUAUUGUGGGUACCGACGCUGAUGCUGCGAUGGGAGUUGUGCGUUUGUGUGAUGAGCUACGGCUAGAGGUAGAGCUGGCAUGCGGAAUAAGUGUCCAAGUUGGAUUGGAUAGGUUAAGAGAGGCCAUGACAGACCUAACACCGGAUAGCCGAGUUGUUAUCGUAAUUUGUGGGGGAAGCGGUGUUACUUCUGAAAUGAUUGUGGAUUACCGUCAGAGGCUUCAAAAUGGUUGGAAAUGA
Penicillium taxi is the source of this 1038-nucleotide messenger RNA. Its product is annotated as tryptophan synthase beta subunit-like PLP-dependent enzyme. The record is from RefSeq and is a predicted model, not a curated record. Gene Ontology annotation, biological process: L-serine catabolic process; L-threonine catabolic process. Bases 1 to 1038 code for a protein of 345 amino acids. The transcript is spliced from 2 exons. Lineage: Eukaryota; Fungi; Ascomycota; Eurotiomycetes; Eurotiales; Aspergillaceae. Gene Ontology annotation, molecular function: threonine deaminase activity; L-serine ammonia-lyase activity.